Messenger RNA from Cylicocyclus nassatus, 639 nucleotides. Lineage: Eukaryota; Metazoa; Nematoda; Chromadorea; Rhabditida; Strongylidae. The record is from the annotation of a GenBank genome assembly.
AUGAUAAGUGGUUUCAGGUCUGCACAAAUAGUGUGUGAGAGCAUUGUUCAAUUGCUUCUGAGCAACUCGAAAUACGGUGGGAUGUUUCGAUUUGUUCCUGCUGCUGUUGUUUUCAUUGCACUUGUUGCACUGGAAUCGUCGACAGCACUCAAAUGCUGGAAGUGGCACCUGCAGACCACGCCCUACAGAGUAUCCGACAUUGGGGAAGAUCUACACCCUCAAUGCAUUUUCAUACUGGAUGCUCCGUGUCUGACAAAAAUAAUCGCACACUCGUGCAUGACUACUUUCACAUUCUUCAACCUGGCGCACAAUACGUGUUAUGUGGAUGAAGCAGGAUUCGUCAAAUGUGUCUGUGACACAGACUUUUGCUCAUCAAACUGUACUUAUGUUGUGAAAUUAUGGAAGGAGUCCGAGGCAUAUCGUGAUUACAAUGAUACCAAUAAGGGUUCAUGUAUGAGGGCUUACGAAAGAGCAUGCAAACUUGGCAAGAUCAGACUCCCGGUCGCAGGAGAAAAUAUUCAAAACGACCCUAUCGAAGUUGAUGAAGGAGUAAAUGAAGUCCUGUAGCCAUUACAGUAUUCAAUUCAGCAUUUCAAUUAAAUCUACCAACUCGCUUUUCUCAAUGAAUCUGUUUAUGCA